CGUGACACACACGAGGAAAGCAACCAGGAAGUGAGACGCGGGCAGACAGUUAAUUCACAGCGGAGCAGUUAUUGAGAUGGCGACCGCUAAGAAACUAACAGACCACCACCUCACCUGUGUUAUCUGUACUGAGGUGUUCACAGACCCAGCCACACUUCAGUGUAAUCAUACAUUCUGUAAGUCCUGUCUGCUGAAAUACACCAAGACACAGCCGGAAGCAGUACAAGCCAAGUCCAUCCCAUGUCCCUCCUGUAGACAACUAACGAAGGUGACCACCCCUGACAGUCCAGUAGAGGAGUGGGUCAGUCAGCUGAAACCAAGCCACGUCAUACAGGGACUGAUGGACGACUUUGGACCAGGGGCAGAAGCUGCCGAUGCAAAUGUCUGCAGUGUUUGCAAAACACAAGGGAAGACAAGUCCUGCCACAUCAUGGUGCUCCGUCUGUGACGAGGUCUUCUGUGAUGGAUGUCUGAAGAUGCACAACAUCAUGCCAAUGUCACGUGACCAUGAAGUUGUGGAUGUGUUUGAUGCUACCAAGAGAAAAGCUAGGCAUCGCUUUAUGUGUAAAACACACAAAGACAAACAGAUAGAGUUGUUCUGUAAAGAUUGUAAGAUGGCCAUUUGUCAUACAUGCUGCAGUAUAAAACACAGGAAAUGUGACGAUGUUGAUACCUUAGAUAAUAUGACUCCUCUUGUUAGAGAACACCUGUCAAAUCAAAACCAAGAACUGAAAAUCAAAAUGACAACUUCAGAAAAUAUAACCAUCUUAAGGAAAUCUCAAAUCAAAGAAAUUCAGACAAAUGCGCAAAAUAUUAAAGAUGAAAUCAGAAAUAUACGUCAGAGAGUAGUAGAAGUGAUUUUGAGCAAGGAAAAACAACUCUUUGAUCAAGUCGACCGAUCUUCCGAUGAACAAUUACAUGCAUUACAAGCAGAAAUAAAAUCCCAGGAGAUCGAGCUACAGAUGUACCAGCAGCAGUAUGAGUUCACAGCCAAUGCUGUGACGUCCAACUGUGAGCGGGACAUGUAUGCUGUCUAUGAGUCGGUGGGUGAGGCGUCUACAGACAACAGAGACACGGGCAACAGACCAGCGCAAGAAAGGGUUGUAUUCACACACGACACGGACAACAGACCAGCGCCAGAAAGGGUUGUAUUCACACACGACACGGACAAUAGACCAGCGCCAGGAAGGGUUGUAUUCACACACGACAUGGACAAGCUGAGUAAAGCAGUCGAUGACCUACAGCUGGGGGAGGUUGCAGUUGUCCGUGGUGUGAGUGACCGCCAGUCUACCCCUGUUCUACAUAACACUUUUGACUGUGUGGCGGACGGGGAUAAGAAGGAUACUGAUUUGUUUGACCUCACAGUGUUGACUGUUGAUGGUUUAACUGUAACAGUAGUUGCAGAUUACUUUAACAGUAGCCUCAAAACAUAUCACACAUCAGACCUAAACACGCUUGGCAAUCUACUGCUUUCUAAUGGGCCUUGGCAAGUAGCAAAGUUAAGUGAGAGUCAGGUAGCUGUCAGUGUUCCAUUGAGUAAGGAAAUAGUUACAGUGAAUGUUACCCCAGAUCCCGUAUUGCUGUCAACAAUCAAGACAAGCAAGACGUACUACGCUCUGUCCUCUCUGAGUCCUUCACAGCUGGCGGCGAGUACAUAUUACCAGCCUCACUCUGUGGACAUACUGGACAUGAGAGGGAGGAUACUGAAGUCUAUCAACACAGGUGUCUUAAGGAAUCCAGACUAUAUCCAUGUCACCAGUAAUAACAACUUAAUAGUCAGUGAAAGACGAGUUAACUCCCUUGUAUGUGUGACCAGUGAAGGAGUCGCUGUUUUCACCUACACUCCCGCAGCAGUCAGAGCUCUGACAUGUCCUUGGGGUAUCACAACAACCAGCACACGAGAUAUCCUGCUUGUAGACUAUAACUCCCACAAGGUGAUUCAGCUGACAGAGUCGGGGCAGUAUGUCAGAGAUGUACUCACACAUCAGGAUGGUCUGAAAUAUCCCCGUGGUAUCUGUCUUGAUGGGGACGGGUUUCUGUAUGUUACAUGUGGCCGAUGUGUCCGCGUAUUUAAAUUUAAAAACUGUGAAGUGAGACAUGUCUACAUAUGUACAUAGUUAAGACCAUGAGACAAUUCCUCCUUUACGGCAAUUUCCGAUCUUGUUCAUUGCUUUCAACAGUAAUUCACAUAGUUAAGAUAUUACAUCCACUAUUGGAACGGAAUGUCACAGAGAGAAGGCCUAUCUCAUGGCAGUACCUGAGUCCGCUCACCUAAAACAGGUGAUGUUAUUUACUGUUGUAUAGUAUAUGUUUGAGGUGUGUAGUUGGUCAGUCCCCUGGCUUCUUAAAAUAUUUAAUCUUGAUUGAAUCCCUUCGUGUGUGCUGAUACAUGUGUUAGUCGUUGCUCUAAUGUUUUAUUUGACCUUCUCGUCAGUAAUGUCGAGCAAUUCAUAACGUAAGCGUAGUACCAGGAAACUGUGAUGUUUAUGUUUGAUCACAUGAAAUAUAUAAUACUUAACAAUACUAUGUCUACUACAGCAACUUGUCACGGUUCCCUGAGAGUUUGAAAUUAUUUUCUUACCGCUUUCGAAUCGUCAUAGGGGAGUUAAUAAGUAGCGGAUGCCUUCAGAACUGUUGAAGUACUAUUAAGUUCGAUCACUAUUAUCGACAGAUUCUAAAUAAUAUGACGGACGCGCUAGUGAUUGAAGUGGCCGUAAAAGAUCACAAUACCAACACUGAUCAACCAUAAAAAAUUCCAGCAGGGAAAACAUGUUACAUUACUUUUCUAAAAGUUUCCGCGCCGUUUCAGUUUGAUUUAUGUUCAAGGUAGACGGAGCUUUAUAGCAUUAUAGGCAAUACACGUAGUAAAACCAUAUAUUGAUAAGGGGUUGCCGAGAUAUGUACUGCCGAUAUUUUCAAACAAUUCAGUUACAAAAUUAGUUAAUAGAAUACAUCACUGAACAUCUUUAAACUUAUUAUUGCACUUUUGAGCUAAGGAACGUUACUGAGGAAUUACACAUUGUGACACUUGGUCUGUGAGUUCUCUAUCGCAGUCAUUAAAGUCCACGUCGUGUCCCACUUUGGGCUUUCUUCCCAUAAAGCUGACACAUGGUGACAUAACCGAAAUACUCUUCAAAGUAGCGUUCUACUCUUCAAAGUAGCUUUAACACUCAACCUAGUAUGCAAUUUAUUAACAUUGCAAAGUUUUCACAAUGUUUCGACAUGUUGGUAAACAGUUGUCAGGAUUCCUAUUUGUCUAGAUCCUUGUCUCAGUAACAGGUACAACUCCUAAUACUACAGCAACUAAACAUAUAUCUUCUCAA
Molecule: messenger RNA, 3322 nt
Organism: Haliotis rufescens (red abalone)
Lineage: Eukaryota; Metazoa; Mollusca; Gastropoda; Lepetellida; Haliotidae
Exons: 3
Coding region: 77-2116 (679 amino acids)
Biological process (GO): positive regulation of DNA-templated transcription
Cellular component (GO): nucleoplasm; chromatin
Molecular function (GO): zinc ion binding; ubiquitin-protein transferase activity
Source: RefSeq, a predicted model, not a curated record